This is a messenger RNA of Adineta steineri, 2646 nucleotides long. The record is from the annotation of a GenBank genome assembly. NCBI's taxonomy places the organism in Eukaryota, Metazoa, Rotifera, Eurotatoria, Adinetida, Adinetidae.
AUGGAUACCUGUGAGACAAAUAAAUUAUAUAAAAUUCCUUUCAAAACAUGUCGCAAUUAUACUAUUGAUCAUGAUCUUGUUACUAUACGGCUAGAUAUUGAAUGGUCUCGGAAAGGUGGUGAUGAUCCCGAGCUUGUCAUGGAUAUAACUAAUAAAAAACCUGUGUCUUUUAUUCAACAAAAUCAGUCAUCCCCUGUAUUUAUUAAUCCCGUCCAUCAUCAUCAUCCUCAACAACAACAACCACAACACCGACAGGAAAAUUUUCAGUCAACAAAUCAACAACAACAACAACAACAACAUCAAUUAUAUCAUUUAUCUCCAAAUAAUCAUGAUCUAUCACGAUCAACAAUUAUAUCUGGUGAUCAUAAUGAUGUAUCUUCAACUACAACAUCAGGAUUUCAUGAUGUUACUCAAUCCCAUUCCCAAUUACAAAUUCAAUCACCAGUAUUAUCGACUUCUGACCUAGCAAUUCAACAAAUAGCGAAUGAUUUAAAAUCACAAUUAACUCCUAUUCUACCACGUCAAUCAACAUUCAAUCCACAGUAUUUAUCACCUCAACAUGUUAUUCAAACUCCAUCAUCGAAUAUGAAUGAUUCUCGAAUACCAAUGCCGAUAUCAGCGAUCAGUUCUUCAUCACAAAUCAAACAGAUGGCUUCGGGAACAAUGCAUAUACAUGAUCUACGACAAUCACCACCUAUGUCAACCGGUCAAUCAAGAGGAUAUGUUAUAUGUCAUUGUUCACAUCCAGGAAAUCAUGAACAUAAUUGUCCUGCAAUUACUCCAAAUAAACAGCAAUCAAAUACAAAUCUACCUUCUGACAUUAUGUAUAUACCAUCAAAUAAUCGACCCAUUGCUCCUCGAACUAGUUUUAUUCCUCAGCCACACUCGAAUGAUACAAUUUUAACUCCAUCCCCAAAAGAACCCAUACCAACAACGACUUUAUUUCAUUUUCCAAAUCCUAAUGUUAUGAAAGCUUCUAAUUUAUCCUCAGAUAUAACAACAAUUGUUUCUCAACCACCACAAUUUAUCAAUAAUAAUCUAGCAUGUUCAACAAUAAAAAAUCCUUCAUUAACUAUUAAUCGUAAUUUCAAUCAAGACGCAUUCGUAUUUCCUCCUUCACUGAUUCACAGUAACCAGUCAAAUUAUCAAAUAAGCCCGUCAAGACCAAUGCCGAUUGUACAACAACAAAGUAUACCAUUACAAAAUCCACCACGGCAACGAAAAAAACCAUUAACAAAGAGAAGCCCAUUAAAUAAUCAAAAUCAACAUAGACCAUUAUUUCCAAAUCGAAAUGACUCUUCAUCAAAAGUUUCUGUGAUAAAUUCAUUUAAUCAACCAAUAAGACAACCUCAACAGAAUAAUAAUCAUUCAAAUUAUGUACUAUAUCCUACUCAAUUACAACCAGGAAUAUUUACACUUCAAGAUAAUUCUCAAACAUCUAUGAAUUUACCAUCAUCAUCAUCGUGUAAUACGCUACAUACUGCAACAAAUGACAUAACAGGAAAUACUACACAACGGCGUUCAUCCCAUGCAGAGUCAGUAAGAUCGCCAGUGCAACUUGACCUACUUACAGGACAAAACUCAGUUCAACCAUCAGUUAGUACAGACGCUAUUGUACGAACUAUUAAUGAUGUUGUUGACGGUAAAGUUGCUAUUACAGAUAAUAAGAAUACAUCGGCAUCAACUGGUUUACAACAACAACAGCAAACGAAGCCAUCACCAUUUGAACCUAAAUGUGUUUGGGAACAAAAUGGACCAGUUAAAACAAAAACAUAUUUAUCACCAUUAGAUCAAAAACAACACUUACCAUCUUAUGAUUCAAAUGUUUCAACAUUGACUAAUCAAAAUGUUCGUAAUAUUACAUCACAAAUUGUUCGUUCUCCUACUCUAGAAGAAAAUGGAAGCAAUACAUUAGUGCAACAACAAGUGACAAAUACAACUAAAAAAAGAAAUCGACCAAAACCUACUAAUAAUCAAGCAUCAAAACGUGUGUGUAAAACUACUAUUAAUACAACACAAUCUACAAUCAUAUCAACUGUUACUUCAACAUCAACUGUAAUUGAACAGCCUAUUUUAUCAACUCCUACGUCUAUAUCAUCAGAACGUAUUACAACUCCACAUGCACCUAAUGAUAAUAUAAAUUCAAAUUUGUCAAAUGAUUUAUGGGCAACAGUAGUAGAUAUAGAUAUGGGUCAUAUUAAUACUUUACGUAAUAGUUCUGGUACUGGUAACGCAUCCGAACAAAUACUAGUAUCAGAUAGAGUGUAUGAUUUUGAGUUUGAUGAUAUUUCCUCAAAACCCAAUGAACGUUUUAAUUCAUCAACUCCACCAUUAGCAUUAAUGUCGAUAUCAGAUCCUACUGCAUUAUUAACUUCACCAAUAACAGAAAAAUCAUCAAUAGCAUCGAUCGCGUCUGUGCCUAGUCCUGAUGAUGUUUAUGCAAAUUUUUUUCCGUUUAAUGUACAAUCUUGUUCAGGAGCAGCAGCAGCAGCAUCGCAAGAAAAUCAAGUAACAUCAUCUGUAUUAACACCGCCUGAUUUUCAAAGUACACACGUACGUCAAUCACAACUUCAUUCUCAAAAUUUUGAAUAUAAUGAUUCAAGUCACCAAACACAAGUAAGGUUAUUAUUCGAUGUGCUAUCUUAA